Melanotaenia boesemani (Boeseman's rainbowfish) is the source of this 767-nucleotide messenger RNA. It is a transcript of the gene ccdc32, whose product is annotated as coiled-coil domain containing 32. NCBI's taxonomy places the organism in Eukaryota, Metazoa, Chordata, Actinopteri, Atheriniformes, Melanotaeniidae. The record is from RefSeq and is a predicted model, not a curated record. The transcript has 4 exons. Bases 163 to 753 code for a protein of 196 amino acids. Gene Ontology annotation, biological process: cilium organization.
ACUUCCAGAGGAAAGCAGGUUGGCUUUUGCUAAAGGUUGUGCAUCAGCAAACAGCUAGCUGGUGAAGCUAAACUUUAAUUUUUAACUUAAUAUCAACUAAUAAACAGAAGAAGUAACUGCCCACGUGUCGAAGUUACCACACAGCUCAGUGGCUGCACCACAAUGAUUGACGACUUCGAGAGUCAGGAGGUUCGGUCCAGCGGUGAGCUGUGGUCCGAAAUCUGUUCCUGUCUGCCGGAGGUGCAAACUGAGGCAGUUCCGGAGAACAGCACGGAGUUCACAGACUCUUUCCAUCCAGCAACCCAUGGCGGAGUGCAACUUAAUGGACAAGCAAAUGGGACCACUACCAUAACGUCCAGAGCCAAAUGGGAGCCCAUGGAGGACUCGGACAUUUAUAUAGCUAGUUUAGAGAAUCGCCUGAAGAAGAUAAAAGGCCAGUCCAGUGAUGUGACCUCCAGGGACAUGCUCCGCUCCUUGUCUCAAGCUAAGAAAGAAUGCUGGGAUAGAUUCCUGCAUGAUGCCCAGACCUCAGAGCUCUUCCAAGGUGGUGAGAUGGAUGAGAGUGCUCUUGAGCACUUCAAGAGGUGGCUGAUCCCAGAGAAGGUGGCCAUCAGUGCAGAGGAACUGGAAUAUCUUUUGAGACCAUCUCAGGCAAAGGAAACAGAGGGAUCAAAUCAAACACAAAAUGGAGAAGACACAGAAGGAGAGACGCACAGCUCUGAAGAAGACAGCUCUCACAGCCCAGAGAAAUGAGUGUGUUAAAAUCA